AGGAAGGCAAUGAAGAAGACCUUAAACAAUUUGAAGAAGAAAGAAAACAAUUGCAAUGAAACUAGAUCAAUAGUUAACAUCCUCCAAGAUGCAAGAUGCAAGAGCAAUCACUCUCAAUGUCAUGGAAUCCUUGUUGCUCUUUGUAUUUGCACCACAGACAGGAUCAAAAACAUGCCGUUGGUUAGCAGUUUCAAAGCUAUGGCAGAAGAAAAGAAUAGCAUGUGAAGGAGAAGAGAAUGAAAAUGAGAUCACCAAUGCUGAAGCUACACUGCUCUCCAUCAUCGGAGGCAAGACAAGUAUUGGAAUUGAGAAUGCACAAAUUGAACUCCAAAAGGCAGGGUCAAGCAUUCAAGAUCUUGAAGAAGGGCUUGAAAUCAUCUUCAAGCAGUUGAUUAAAGCUAGAGCCACCAUUCUUAACAUCCUCAACCAUUAGAACAAAACUAUACUUGUAUAUGAUUCUUCAUACAUGUAUUUGAAUACACAAAAAGAUACUUCAUAAGAGAAAAAAAUUACUUUCUCCAAAAAAAUUUUGUUUCCAUUACUGCUUUAUGUCUUUUCUUUCAUUUUUUUUCAUUUUCUUUCUUUUCUUAUGAAUUGAAACAUUUUUAUCCAAGUUAAAUUUUAACCACAUGUUACAGUUUGAGCAAUAAACCCCAAUUUCUAUU
Rubroshorea leprosula is the source of this 665-nucleotide messenger RNA. Lineage: Eukaryota; Viridiplantae; Streptophyta; Magnoliopsida; Malvales; Dipterocarpaceae. The record is from the annotation of a GenBank genome assembly.